AUGGAAUAUAGGGAGGAAAAGCACGACAUCGAGCAUGAGAGAGGUAUGGAAUAUAUAGAGGAAAAGCACGACAUCGAACAUGGAAGAGGUAUGGAAUAUAGGGAGGAAAAGCACGACAUCGAGCAUAAGAGAGGUAUGGAAUAUAGAGAGGGAAAGCACGACAUCGAACAUGAAAGAGGUAUGGAAUAUAGAGAGGAAAAGCACGACAUCGAACAUGGAAGAGGGAUGGAAUAUAGGGAGGAAAAGCACGACAUCGAGCAUGAGAGAGGAAUGGAAUAUAGAGAGGAAAAGCACGACAUCGAACAUGAGAGAGGAACGGAAUAUAGAGAGGAAAAGCACGACAUCGAACAUGAAAGAAGUUUGGAAUAUAGAGAGGUAAAGCACGACAUCGAACAUGAGAGAGGAAUGGAAUAUAGAGAGGAAAAGCACGGCAUCGAACAUGAAAGAGGUAUGGAAUAA
Molecule: messenger RNA, 459 nt
Organism: Mizuhopecten yessoensis (Yesso scallop)
Lineage: Eukaryota; Metazoa; Mollusca; Bivalvia; Pectinida; Pectinidae
Exons: 1
Coding region: 1-459 (152 amino acids)
Source: RefSeq, a predicted model, not a curated record